Mustela lutreola (European mink) is the source of this 357-nucleotide messenger RNA. It is a transcript of the gene TMSB15C, whose product is annotated as thymosin beta 15C. Gene Ontology annotation, cellular component: cytoplasm. Gene Ontology annotation, biological process: regulation of cell migration; actin filament organization. Lineage: Eukaryota; Metazoa; Chordata; Mammalia; Carnivora; Mustelidae. Gene Ontology annotation, molecular function: actin monomer binding. The coding region runs from base 1 to 138 and encodes 45 amino acids. The transcript is spliced from 2 exons. The record is from RefSeq and is a predicted model, not a curated record.
AUGAGUGAUAAGCCAGAUUUGUCUGAAGUGGAGAAGUUCGACAGAUCAAAAUUGAAGAAAACUAAUACUAAAGAAAAAAAUACUCUUUCCUCAAAGGAAACUAUCCAGCAGGAGAAAGAGUGUGUUCAAUCUUUGUAAGAUGGGAAUCUCCUCCCAAGAGCAGUUUUCAGCAAUGCUUGAGUGUCACGGUUUUGGGCUUGUUUUUUGUUUUUUGUUUGUAAACCUAUGAGCUUGUAGAGGUUUUAGGCACCUUCUGAUACUUCACACUCAUACUCCCUGGCUAAGAUGUCAGGAGUAGCCAAUGUUCCCUUAUAUUCAUUUUUAAACCUCCAUUGGUGCAUAAACUCCAGCUGGCAA